Messenger RNA from Podospora anserina S mat+, 1833 nucleotides. RefSeq lists its product as uncharacterized. The record is from RefSeq and is a predicted model, not a curated record. Lineage: Eukaryota; Fungi; Ascomycota; Sordariomycetes; Sordariales; Podosporaceae. The transcript has a single exon. The coding region runs from base 1 to 1833 and encodes 610 amino acids.
AUGCGAAAGCAGUGUCGUUUGGUCUUGCGCCGCAUCUGGGGACUGCGUGAAGGCCUGCACAUGUUGCAAGAUACUGCGGGUAUCUCUGACGAGUUUUUGAAGCAACUAGACUACGACAUCCAGGGCCUCAUCAACUCCGUUUCUCAGAUGAUGGAUGAGGGUGACAAGGUCGGCCUGGAGCUUCUUCGACUUAUUGCCCUUGCUGAGUCGUGUGGAGAUGAAGGCCGCAAGACUCAAGAGGACCUUCAGCGGUUCAAGAAAGAGCACGAGAGCAUCGUCGAGGAGUACAAGUUCGCCAAGGAAGAGCUAAAGCAAGUCUUGACCGACAACAGGUUGGAAGUCCAGAUGGCCCAGCAGAGGGUCAAGGAGCUGGAGGAGGAGCGCCUUACUCUUGACCAGGUUGUUGCGACCUACAAGAGUAAGAAUGCCAGAGACUCGGAGAUGAUCCAGUUUCUCCGCGAGAAGCUCGAAAAGCUAGACAUGGAGAACGGUUACCUGCGUGAGCAGGUUGAAGGCAAACGCAAUCUCUGGAUGCAGGUUCACACCGACGAAAAGGAGCGCGAUGCUGCCCGAAACAUCAUCAAGCAGUCGUCGAUGCUUGGAAUGGGCCAGUCUCGCCCAUUGUCACACCAUGUCUCCCAAGUGAGCCUCCGUCCGGGCCCCCGGCAUGGUCCGCAUCAUGAUCAAGGCCUCCGAUCUUUCCAGUCCUACAGCCAACUGCCGUCUGGCUUGUCUCCCAAGGACUCGCAGCUGAUUCGGACUCCGCAUGGCGGGACCUCCACGAUACCUAACGGACCCCAGUCUUUGCAAAACUCUCAUCUCAAGCAGAUUACAUCUGGCAGCACAGCUUCUGCAAACAGAAUCCUGAACAGUAAGGCCACUACUGCCGAUAACUGGCGUCGCUCCACUCCGCGGGCUUCAAUCAUCAGGGCCGAUUUAUCUGGCAGUCCGUCUGAACGCAAUCCUGCUUCACCGUAUGCUACCUUCUCGGACCUGGAGAGUCCUGCCGCGUUCAAGCAGACUGAUGAAACGACAUGGGCCAGAGAAUUUGAGGAUUUCUAUAGCCUGAUGCUUGGAUUCUGCAACUCGCACUUCAAGCGUCUUCAGGUCAAUCCCCAGAUUGUUCACGCCAGCAUCCAGACCAAGAUACCGAGCUUGUACAAUUACAUGUGCACGGUCAUCAACCCCAGGAGGCCGGAGGAAGGCCAAGGCUAUGCCUUGUCUCUCUUGUGCGAGACCACUACGCGCCCCUACUACCUACUUCGCCUCAUGCUGCAGCACAUUGUCAACCUGAUCUUCACCACCGACGGCUGGACUGGAUUCAGCAAGGCUGUUGAUGAAGAGAUGGAGAGCCUUGGUCAAGUCUUGGAGUGCAGCAAGAAGCUCUCAGAGCGCGAUGCAGCCAGCAAACGUUUGGCCGAGCUUGUCGCCGAAAUUGAGGCAAACAAGCAAGGACCAAACUUCAAGAAUCGCAAGGUCAUCGAGCACAACCAGAUUCUGAGGAAGAUGAUCGCGCCUUUCAUCAAGCUGGCCAAGGCCAACCAAGAGGCCAUCUUGCACGACUUGUUUACCGUCACGCAGGCCGCCUGGGAGUUGUCGUCUAAGCUGCUCAAGGCGAAGCGCACGUUCCACUACGUCUUCAACGACACGGGUGCCAAAUAUUCAGACGACGUCCAUAUGGCGGUUGAGACUCUUCUGAAGCCGGGGGAUAUGGCUCUCCGAAACUACAGGGUCAAGCUCUCGAUCACGCCCAUCGUCACGAUGCGCAGCGAUGAGAAUCUUACCAUCCGGGCCUCGCAGAUUGUGAAGGCCAAAGUUUUGGUCAUGCCCUAG